UCGCUUUCAGAGCAACCAAGGAGCCACAGUCCUCCGUCGCCCUGCUGAUACACCUGCAAGUACCCCGCCAAGUGAGUUCCCCAACACCUCGUACUCCAGGUAGUUGUCAAGGCGGUCACGGCUUCAACCGCACAAGCAAAGUGAGCGAUAUAACCUGCUGUCAGAUCAAGACUCAAUUCUCAACGGUACCCCUGUCAGCAGAGACCUCGGGAGCACCUGGAGCAAGUGGGCGUAUCCAGAACACAGCAAUCUCUUCCUCCGUCCGUGCCGUCACCCCAAGUUGCAAAGUCACCCAUGGCUCAAGUCCAGAGCGAAGCCUUUGAAACCGAGGCCGUCUUGGAUCCGAAGCCAGACGCCGGCGAGGCCAGUAUACUGCCAGACACUGAACCCAGCCAGCCCCCCAUCGACGAGUCGUAUGGAGACGAAUUCGACAACUAUGACGAAGAGCAUGGCCGCGAGAUCGACGGCCUUACGAACCCGCCGGCCGUGAAGGCAAAGAAGCGACCAGAUCGACACCCGUAUCGCCACUUCCAGCCGCUGCACCCGACAUGCAGUCGGAUCCUGGAGCUCAAGUGGGACCGGGAUCUACGGAAGCUGCACAAAGACAAGCUCAAAAAAGUACAACACACCGUUGACAAUGCCGAGCCAAAGCUCUAUCUCCACCUCCAUCUGAAGCUCAAGAAGCUGCAAAAGGAGCAAGACCGCAUGGCCGAGAUUGAGAGAAACAAUCUCAUCCUGGUGGACCGCAUGUCGCACGUCUGGAGCGACCAGUCGCGAAAGAAGCUUCUGGAGAGACCCAACUACUCGCACUCUCUGAACUCUUACAGUCGCAAACAGCGGGAAAAGAAGAUCAAAGCUCAGAACUCGGUCAUGGCGAAGCGGCUUGAGAAGAAGGAGCCGCAUCUGGACCAUUUGCGGUGGGACGCCGAUCGGCGACGGCACCUGGGCUACCUCGACAGCAUCAGCUCCUAUCCAAACUCCUAUGAGUUUGAGAAGCGCCGCAUCGACAAGGCCUUUGGCGGUGCGCCCGAGUUUCCGUACCACUACCGCAAGCGAAAGCACGAACAAAAGUGCUAUCGGGAGCAGCAGCGGGUCUGGCGAGAGACGCUGGCACGUCAGCGCGAAGAAGCCAAGGCCCGGGAGCAAGACCGGAUCCUGAAAGAGCUUGAAGAUCUCGAGUAUCACCGCAAGAUCGAGCAGAUCCGGCAGACGGUGAGGAAGCCGCGCAAGACCAUUCCAAGAGUCCCCCGCGAUCCAAAGGAAUGCGCUCCGGCCCCGCCGCGCGAGAGCAACCCGCGGGCUCCGGGAGAGAUCCGCAAGCCCAGGGGCUCAACGAAGACAGCAGCUGGAGAGUCAGCGGCAACCGGCGAGGCAGCGACACCAAAGCCGGACUCGUCCAAGGCUGCGUUUUCCAAGGACCUGCCGCCCCUGCCUGCGAUCCCCAGUCGGCCGUCGACUCAAGGCGGGGUAAAGCGCGAGUCUUCGCCUCUGGCAGCGGCCGGGCUGGAUGAUCCACCGGCCGAUCCACCGGCCGAUCCACCAGGCGAAGCUGUCGCUGAGGAGCCGGUAGCACCGGCGUAAAGACAUCGGAGGACCUGCCGCUGGCCCUCUGCAGCAGACGGCCUUUUGAGAUGAAGGAGGAAGCCUGCGAUUCGGCAGCAAGCACGGAUUGGCACUGGCCCAAUUGCAGCCACUGGUCGAGAUCCAGAUCCAGCAGGGCUCUCGGCCCAGACAAGAGACCGAGAACAGCAACACCGCAAAAUGCACAGCACGUAAUACAAUCUGCAUCAACCCGCA
Polychytrium aggregatum is the source of this 1797-nucleotide messenger RNA. RefSeq names its product KIAA1430-like protein-domain-containing protein. Lineage: Eukaryota; Fungi; Chytridiomycota; Chytridiomycetes; Polychytriales. The transcript has 3 exons. Bases 295 to 1581 code for a protein of 428 amino acids. The record is from RefSeq and is a predicted model, not a curated record.